GGGGAGGCCGGUGGCAGGGCGAAUCUGAUGGCGCCCCUUUGCUGCAGGCUGCAGAGGUGCAGGAAGAUGGCCGAGGAGCCAGAAGGGCUGCUGGCCGAGCUCAGCAGGCUGCGGGAGCAGCUGGAGCAAAGCCAGCAGGAGAGGGGCUGUUGCAGGGAGCUGCUGCGGUGCCUGCAGGAGGAGAAGCAGGAGCUGCAGGACGCUGCCCAGGAGCUGGCCAGGGAGAACUGUGCCCUCCGCCAGCGGGGCUGCAGCAGCCACCAGGAGCUCCAGGGCCUGGAGGAGCUGCUGCCGCAGCUGGAGGAGCGCUUGCAGGCAGCCAAGGGGGAGAGAGGCAGGAGGCUGCAGGAGCUGGACAAGGAGAAAGAGCGCUCGGCCCAGCUGAAGGAGCAGCUGCGUGAGCAGGAGGCGCGGGCGAAGGUGCUGCGUGCUGCAACGAGGCAGCUGCGAGAGGAAGUGGACGAGCUGGAGCUGGAAAACGCCUACAAGCAGCAGACAGAGCAGGAGCCCGAGGCGGAGGGGUCUGUGCUGCCGGAGCUGCUGGAAGCCCAGCUGGAGAGGGAGGAGCUGGCGAAGAGAUGCGGCAUCGCUACGUGGCUGCCGAGACUCUGCGUGCUCUUCAUGUGCCUGGAGCUGGUCGUCGGCUUGGUGCUGGGCGCUGUGGUUCUCUAUGCCUCGCGGCACGACCAAGAGCUCCUCUUCCGACUGCUGCUGUGGCUGCUACCCGAGGAGACCUACGCCCGCCUGGCAUACUUGCUGGGAGAGAGCCUGAGCCUGCGCAGUGAGGGGCUGCUGCCCUUCUGACAGCCGUUCCCCGGCCCUGCAGCUCUGUCGGCCUCGGCCUCCCAGAGCCUGCAGGGUGAACGCUGAAUAAGAUGUCCUCGAUGCCCCCUCCUUGCAGUCCAGCGUGCU
Messenger RNA from Dromaius novaehollandiae (emu), 912 nucleotides. Its product is annotated as golgin subfamily A member 6-like protein 10. NCBI's taxonomy places the organism in Eukaryota, Metazoa, Chordata, Aves, Casuariiformes, Dromaiidae. The coding region runs from base 28 to 804 and encodes 258 amino acids. The transcript is spliced from 8 exons. The record is from RefSeq and is a predicted model, not a curated record.